AUGACAACCCCACAACCAGGCAGCAGAACCACUCGUCAAAGAGCUGAACGAGCAUUCCAGGUCUACAGAGUUUGGUUCUUUGCCACAUUUUUUGCUUGGCUGACAUUCUUGGUGUUGUUCCGACAGCGACAAGAUAUACCCUCUGAUUUCUUGCUCGAGACCGCUGCACAUUCUGUCGAGAAUUCAGCCAUUGCAAAUGUAUCUGCCAGAUCCCUCCAUGUCCCAACCAAAAAUCGCACUUCGUCCAUCAAGAUUGCGACAAAUCAGGUUCACUUUUUGAACAGUUCCCGCCUCCAUCGUCUUGAUGGAUUUUCUGCCUCGUGGUUGCAAUCUCGCGCUGAUUUCAUGACCAUGCCAUUUGAUCGGGUCCACAGUUGCGAAAUGGCUUCCUUUCGAGCCUAUGAUGGCAGUCGUCUUCCCAAAAUGCGCAUGACCUACGAUUGGAUGGACUGGUCGGUCGAGCACUUGUCCCGAUGGUGGAAAAUUUUGGAAUGGGACCUGCACCAGAAUGAUACUAUUGCCUAUGAUUCGAUUUCCAGCAAGCUUCGCAACUACAUUUCUUCCGCUGCUGUAACGGCACACAACAAUGACAACAAUUUGCAAGGAGAAAGAGUUCUCCAAAACACGCUGGCCGUGAUUGCCUUUCAGUCCUACAAGCAUGCGACCAACCCACAACUGGGACACAACCUGACAGCACUAUCUCUUGCAGCCACGAUGGAGUCACUCCGAAGGGCUGGAAUGGGCCGGGUUGUGGUGGGGAUUCUCGUAGAUGCUGAUAUUGCGCCCGUCCAAGAUGCCUUCCGAUUCCUGAAACAGCAAGUCGACCCUCCGAACCAAGAGGAUAACUCGAAUGAGAGUAAUCUGAUCAGCACCAUUGGUCACAUGGAGGUGGCCUAUGCUUUCAGCUCUGCUGAGUUCAUCAAGACAAAGCUAUUGAACAAGAACAUGCCCAGAUCGACCUUGAUGACUUUGCAGCAAGCCUUGAAUCAUACUUUGCAAGUACCCAAGAAAGAAUGGACCAUGGAAAUGCACCAAAACGUCACUGCCUGGCUAGGAAUUACUCACGAUCCAUCCUUUUGGCAAUAUGUGUACCUCACAGAGCCUGAUACCAUCCUAACAACUCGACCGGGAUCCUUGCCUGCCAUAAAGGAAGAAGUGGACAAGGGUGGGGUCAUACUCCCACAUCGUUGGCAACCCAUUCCUCACGAAUCAGAUGUCAAGGGGAUGGAUCCACAACGAGGCACUUUUUUGUUGCAAGAUGAAUUUCCAAAUGUCCUGACGGUGCACGAGCAAGACGCCUGCUGCGACGAAAAUGCCGGACCCAACUUCAAACCGGGCUUGCCACCCCACUAUCCCCUUUGCCGAGAACGACGGGCAAUCUUUUGGUAUGCCUGUGGAUUUCAUGAGAAGAUGCGUCACUUGCCCGACAAACACGAACGAUUGUCACACUACCAGCUCAUGCGCUUGAUGGAUGGGACAGGAAUUACAACAAUCGUUGGUACAGAGCAUGGCCGAAGGUGUAUUCCUCAAAAGGGCGCAUGCGGCAAACCCAAGAUGUAG
Seminavis robusta is the source of this 1560-nucleotide messenger RNA. NCBI's taxonomy places the organism in Eukaryota, Bacillariophyta, Bacillariophyceae, Naviculales, Naviculaceae. The record is from the annotation of a GenBank genome assembly.